UUCCACGUUCGGAUUACUCGAGUUAUACAACAGAUUCAGGAUCGCCAAUGCCAGCCGGACUGGAAACAAGCCGCACCCUCGCUGACUGUUCAAAGACCUCUGGUUUUCAAAGACCAUUCGAGGGACCCUGUGUGACUUCUGGGAGGAAAAAAAGACUGCUUACGUCUUCAUAUUGAAUGGCCACACACACUUCAUGUCCAGUAACGAAUGAGCUUGCUGAAGCAAUAGUUGAGGUGUCAUUGACAAGGUUCCUUUUUCGAGCACACAGUGAACUAAUGCCAUCGUAUAGAGCCUGAAAUUGUUAUCAAGAAUGGUCGCCCAUGGUUUUGAAAUCGACAAUAGCCCCUCCACCUGAAAGUGAUCUGUUCGAAGCGAUGUCCAAUUCACAAUUUUCAAACCGAUACUACGCAGACCAAAUCCUCUGUCAUCCACUUCAAAUCUUGCCGAGCGGGAUGUUUCAAUCAGCUAAAUCUCAGGGUAACUCCGGUUUCCACCACUCCUCCAAUCUCAUGAUGGGCAGUUCUCAAAAAGUGGACUCGGUUUACGUUCCCGAAUCCAUUUCUCCUUGGAGUGAGAUCAUCACGAAAUAUCUCAACGGUACUGCACCCUCUCAAAGAAAGCAUUACAAAUCCAGAAGCAGCUACCAUAACCAUCACCACCAUCAUCACCACCAUCAUCAACAGCAACACCAUCUCCACCAUCUUCAUCAGCAGCAGCAGCAACAGCAGCAACAGCAGCAACAAAAUCAACAACAACAACAACAACAACAACAUUAUGACCAAUUGCAACAAAUGCAUCAGGUCAAACGAAGCGGACCUAACCGCAACAUGGGACAAACUAGUUGGGACAAGUUGGAAGGAAUCAAUGCAUAUCCGGUGCAACGAAACGUUCCCAUGAAACCGGCUUCUUCUUCGGGAUUAACGUGCUUUUCUCCGCCCCCUCCUCCACCCCUCUCCAAGUAUUCAGCUAUGACACCCAAAUUCACCAACAACAACCUGUACCAAGGCACCUCAUCAAAUUCCUACACUCCUUGUCAACCCGCACAGACUCCAUCUUUCGUGUCCAAGACAUCCUCAAUGCCCUCCUCGAUUGAUCAGAGGUCCAUGAUUGCUCCCAGCCAAUUAACCGUGUCUUCAUCCACGCCCACCUCACCGUCCCCUUCGGCAUCUAGCACAGCAGCUACAGCAGCUUCGACUGCCCUCAAUGUGCCCACUAAAGAUGAGGAGGAUUUCGACUCGAUCUCGGAGAUGACCAAUGCCAACCGGUUCACCAUCGAGUACGAGUCGAUCCAAGAGGCCGAAGACAAUUACAAGGAAUUGGUUGAACGAGAGUGGAAGCAAAGCAGGGGCCCUCAAAGUGGACCAAGUGAUUCCAUGAUGAAUGGAAUGAUUCGAGAACUGUUGAAUUCCACUCAUGAAGACGACGGAUCCAUUUGCGAAUCAUUGUCGGUGGCUACCCAUUUUUCGAAUGAUGAAGAAAUAUCUGAUCUGAAGACUGUCAAUGCUUUGUGCCAACGCUAAAAUGACCACGUCAUUGCUCUGCGUUCGCGCUUUCUUGCAAUUGUUUUUCUUCAAGAACGAACGAUUCCUUUUUAUACGUACAUGCUUAAGAGGUUGGAAUCUCAUGAUCCAUUACUUGACCCAGAGUCAAGGGAUUAUUGAUAAACAAAUAUUGUUAUACGAUUGCAUCAAGAGGAAAAUAUAUAGUAUAUAUAUUUGAAAUGAGA
This is a messenger RNA of Tigriopus californicus, 1726 nucleotides long. Its product is annotated as probable serine/threonine-protein kinase DDB_G0267686. Bases 321 to 1520 code for a protein of 399 amino acids. The transcript is spliced from 4 exons. The record is from RefSeq and is a predicted model, not a curated record. Lineage: Eukaryota; Metazoa; Arthropoda; Copepoda; Harpacticoida; Harpacticidae.